CAGAGGUUCCCCGGAUACGUACAGAGAGACAAAAGUACAUUUGUUAGAGAGCGAAAGAGAAAAGGGAUAAGUAGUUACAUUUUAGAGAGAGAGAGAGAGAGAGAGAGGGGGUAAAGUGAAGGAGAGAGGAAAUAAGCAGAGUUAGAGAGGGUGAAGGAGCUCUGAGUAAGCAGCAAUGGCGACUCUGACCAAGUUCAAAAUCCUGGCCACACAGUGUGCCAUAGCAGCCAGCCCUUCGAGAAGCCCUAACCCCACCAUAGCCCCUUCCAAAAAGACUCUCAGAAAGCUAAUCAAGGAGAAGUGCAAAUCCAGCAACGGCCGAUUACUGCGCCGAGGAUCUCGACCGAGAUCGCCGAGUAUUUCAGACAGUAUGCCCCAGAACGAUUCGAGUCGUCAGAAACACGGCGAGAACGCGGCGAUUCUAAGCCGCAAGCUGAAAGACCUCUUCGUCUCCUCGCCUCCCAUCUGCGAGCGAAAGACUGAGGAGAGAGCCAGCGAGUUGGCCCUCAAUCAGGGAUCGUUUUCAUCGCCAAUAUUUCAAUUGCCGAUUAAUCAAGCAGCGAUGGGAAGGGGAUCUGCUCCGCGAGGCCUGCCGAGGAUCGGCUCCGCAACGCGGCUUCGGUUGCUGAGAAGAGCGUGGCGGCCUGUCUUAGUUUCAAUUCCUGAGUAGAGAGAGAAAGGAGUGAUGCUUUUCCCCUCUCUCGCUCUGUAUUUGUUUUUUUCUUUCCACGAGAUAAAUCAAUUCACAAGUUUAACUGCGGCA
Amborella trichopoda is the source of this 763-nucleotide messenger RNA. Lineage: Eukaryota; Viridiplantae; Streptophyta; Magnoliopsida; Amborellales; Amborellaceae. The record is from RefSeq and is a predicted model, not a curated record.